Molecule: messenger RNA, 827 nt
Organism: Bombyx mandarina (wild silkworm)
Lineage: Eukaryota; Metazoa; Arthropoda; Insecta; Lepidoptera; Bombycidae
Source: RefSeq, a predicted model, not a curated record
AUGGAUCAUUAUCUUACUACCUACAGAAAAGAUUAUCUGUGGCCGAACUUACCUCAUGUCGGUGGUGGCGGCGAAACCGCGGGCUUAGCUGACACACCAAAACUGUCUGGUCAAGAAUUAGCGUUCUACCAAGCAUGUAUGCAGCAUUCAAGGCCGCCGGACUGCCGAUGCCCGCAAUACUCUGGAGGGGAGAUGCCGCAACUGCCGCCUGGGAAGGAGGGCGGCUGGAGUCGAAAUGAGAUAAUGGGACCUCUCCUAGAUCCAAAACUGUACCCUGUGCGAGUCGCUGCGAGUCCUGAAACUCCAACAUCUCGCUACGAUCAGCCCAAUGCAUUUUUAGAUAAGCUUCAAUCGAAAUACCCAAUGCUGUACAGCAUCCUCCAGAACGAAGCGUCUCCGGAGCUCAAGCAAAGGAUCGACAGAGAUCGCAACAAGACCACUUACUUCGUAGAUUACUGUGAAAGAGGUCCCGGAUCUAAAUUCGAGGGUCUGCAGCGAGCAGCCGAUGACAGCGGGUCGGGCCCCUGCGCGCAGCCCAUGCGGCUCCCUGGGGACCCUUGCCGCGUCGGACCCAAGCCGCGCAUGACCACUCCGAGAACCAUGUCCAAACAAGGCAGCGCUGGGGCUGGUAGCGAUCCGAGGGCUAAAUGCGAAACCACAUCAGCCGUACCGCCUUUAGGGAAAUCUGAGUACCAAGACGGAGUUUCCAAGCUUGGCGCUAUCAUAAUGCGCGACAAGCUACACAGGAGAUAGUGCCUAACUUCUAGUCCGAGUUGUCACACUGUAUAUACGCUUCAAAAUGUACAACUACCAAAAAGACACGAUCU